This is a messenger RNA of Musca domestica (house fly), 547 nucleotides long. Its product is annotated as general odorant-binding protein 19d-like. Gene Ontology annotation, biological process: sensory perception of smell. Gene Ontology annotation, molecular function: odorant binding. The transcript has 5 exons. The coding region runs from base 50 to 469 and encodes 139 amino acids. Lineage: Eukaryota; Metazoa; Arthropoda; Insecta; Diptera; Muscidae. The record is from RefSeq and is a predicted model, not a curated record.
GAAUAUUAAGCGGAAAUUAUUUUUUUUAAUUAUUUGAAAUUUAAGAAAAAUGAAUUCCUGGAGUUCAAUUGGAUUCCUAGCCGUGCUGGUGUGUUAUAUGAAGGCCGAAGAUAUUACAAGGGAAAAUGUUCUGACCAUAGUCGAGGAGUGCAAGGAAGAAGAAGGGGCCACUGAUGAGGACAUUGAAACAUUUAAGGCCCGUCUUCCGCCGGUCAGCAAGGAGGCCAAAUGUAUGCGGGCCUGUCUAAUGCGUCAUUUGGGUGUGUUAGUUGAUGGUGACUUGUCCAAAGAAAAGGCCAUCAAAUUGGCUGAGGUCGUCAUUCAUGAUGAGGAUAAAAUUCAUUUGGCAGCCACCUUGGUUGAGUCGUGUGAGUCUUUGGAUUUUCAUGAAGAUCCCUGUGAAGCUGCUGGCCAGUAUAUUACUUGCAUGAAUAAAUAUGCCCAGGAGCAUGGCAUUAUGGAUGAUUAAAUUCCAAUAUUUUUUAUAUUUAAAUGAAGUUGUUUUUUUUUUUUCUAAAAUAAAUAUAUUCGGUUAAUUGGGACAUAU